Molecule: messenger RNA, 2866 nt
Organism: Drosophila teissieri
Lineage: Eukaryota; Metazoa; Arthropoda; Insecta; Diptera; Drosophilidae
Gene: neo
Exons: 8
Coding region: 146-2380 (744 amino acids)
Source: RefSeq, a predicted model, not a curated record
UUCGUAUCCACUAGUCCCCACUGCGAUAGAUCUUGAUCUUGGGCUGCGAAAGUGUUUUGUCUCAGUGUCUCAGUGUGACUUGGCUGAAAUUCGGGAAAGACUCCGGCAACGAACUUCUUAAUUAGGGCCCAGUGAUACUCCAAACAUGGCCAAGAUCAACCUGUUGCGACACCUCUUCCUGGCCCUCAUGCUGUACAGUGCGGCCACGGCCAAGGAGCACCUGCGAAUCCGCAGACAGGCGGCGGAGUCGGUGACUGCCGCAGCGCCGAAUGCCAGCAAAGUGAUUGCCUCCGAGGAGCUCGAGGACAAGACGGAGCUGCCCGGCGCCAAGGAAUACCCCACCGAAAUCAACAAGACUGAGCGGCCCGUGGAAAAUGUGGAGACCCGCAACUCGGCCUUCGAUUUGCCGGCUGCCUCGGACUUGUCCAGCUCCCUGGGCUCCGAGGAGGAUAGCAUCUACUAUGACAAUGCGCCCGUGGACUGCAAUCCCGAUCUGGUGGGCUUUGAAAUUGUGACAGGAUACGUGUUCUCGGCCCCCGAGAAGCUGAUGGACUCCCAGCCGGGCACCCUAAUGCUCACCGACUGCUUGGACACCUGUAGGAAGAACAAAACAUGCCAGUCAGUGAACUACGAGACGGGGCUUUGCGUGCUCUUCUCCGCACAUGCUGAUCAAUUACCAGGUGCGCUGACAAAGUCGCAGUUCCCCGUAUUCACUAUCUAUGCCCAAAAAUCAUGCCUGUCCGUGAAGCCCUGCUCCCGAGCCUGGUACGUCGAUCGUGUUCAGAACUAUAAGCUCAAGACGGAAGUGAAGCGUACCGUGUCGGUGGCGUCAAGACGCGAGUGCUUUGAACUCUGUCUCGGCGAAAACGAAUUCACAUGCAGAUCUGCCAACUACGAUCGCACCUCGGGAGCUUGCGAGCUGAGCGAGCUGGAUCGCCUGACGCUGGCCGGCUCCCAGGCGUUCCAGGUGAACGAAGGGUCCGAUUACCUUGAAAAUCACUGUGUCGAUGAACCCAACAAGCUCUGCGAAUUCAAACGUCUACCUGGUCGCAUUCUGAAGACGGUGGACUCGGUCUACCAAGAAGUGAGCAGCAUUGACGAGUGCCGGGAACUGUGCCUCAACUCGCCAUAUAGGUGCCACUCGUACGACUACAAUGACACGGGUGACAUGGUCUGCCGAUUAUCGCAUCACAGUCGUGCCACCUUGGCGGACGUGCAGGAGCCCUUCCUGGAGGUGCCCGAGGCGUCGACCUAUGAACUGUCCUCCUGCUACAAUGUGACCAUCGAGUGCGGCGGCGGCGAUAUGCUGGCACGCAUCCGCACCUCCAAGCUCUUCAAUGGCAAGGUGUACGCCAAGGGAUCGCCCAAGUCCUGCUCGGUGGACGUGAAGAGUGCGCUGGACUUCGAGCUGCGGAUGAACUACCACGAUCUGGAGUGCAAUGUGCGCCAGAGCACCGCCGGCCGCUAUGUGAACGAUAUAAUUAUCCAGCACCACGACAUGAUUGUGACAUCCUCCGAUCUGGGCCUGGCCUUGGCCUGUCAGUACGACCUCACCAACAAGACGGUGAGCAAUGGCGUCGACCUGGAUGUGCGUGGCGACAUCGUGCCCGCCCUCUCCGAGGAGGUAAUUGUGGAGUCACCCAACGUCAUCAUGCGCAUCACCUCGCGCGACGGCUCGGACAUGAUGCGCUCCGCCGAGGUUGGCGAUCCGCUGGCCCUCAAGUUCGAGAUCGUCGACGAGCAGAGCCCCUACGAGAUCUUCAUUCGGGAGCUGGUGGCCAUGGAUGGCGUGGAUAACUCGGAAAUUACGUUAAUCGAUUCCAAUGGCUGCCCCACCGACCACUUCAUCAUGGGGCCCAUUUACAAGGGUUCGGUUUCCGGCAAGAUGCUGCUCUCCAACUUCGAUGCCUUCAAGUUCCCAUCGAGCGAGGUGGUCCAGUUCCGCGCCCUGGUCACGCCCUGCAUGCCCAGCUGUGAGCCCGUCCAGUGCGAGCAGGAGGACACCAGCGGGGAGUACAGGUCCUUGUUGUCCUACGGCCGCAAGCGCAGAUCGCUCAACACCACAGAUGAUCAUCCGAGACCACGUCGCGACAUCGAGACUUCAAAGAAGUCCGCGCCCAGCGACAUGCUGCUGGUCCAGUCCAUUCAGAUUACGGACAAGUUCGGAUUCAAGCAAGAUAAGCAGGAAAGCGGAGACUUUUACGACGGAAACGAGACCACAUUCACUGCCAACGAGGAGGGGCACGGAUUCUGCGUGAACGCCAUUGGUCUUAUUACGGCUGCCACCAUUUUCCUGCUAACCCAGCUGGCCGUGAUCGCGAUCUGGACGUACUGCUACCAACGUCGCCAGAAACUGCAGCCGUACCAGCAUUCUUAUUAAGCCGGAGCAGGUGGCCCAUUAAUUUACAUAGACGUCUAAGCUUCACAAGGUGCAAUCAAUAUACACAAUACGCAAGGUUAGGCCAGCCAGCCAGCCAACCAACCCACUAAUGCCACGAAUAUCCGUACGAAAUGCCCGUCGUCCUGAUACAACACACAACAUCCGCUAUUUGCCUUAUCUAGUCAGUGCACGAUUUUCGAGAAAUGAAAAUGAAAUGGAAAUGGAAAUUCAAAUCUACAUACGUGUCUUGCUCGGUGGAGGUGGAGUUCAGAUUGCUUGCAUUGCAGCCUUGGCGUUUUGGGUUCGAGUACUCCUCCCCCAACGGAACGGAUUCCCCACUUGCAAAGGAAGUUCGACAGCCCGUGGGAUCCUUGAACUUCCUUUGCGACUUCGGAAGUCGACACUCGGACGUUGACAUUUGUAAAAACUAAUGCAUAUUACAUUCCUAUAUACUCCUCCUCGAACUAACUCCCUUCCCCCUUCUAC